Molecule: messenger RNA, 969 nt
Organism: Gamsiella multidivaricata
Lineage: Eukaryota; Fungi; Mortierellomycota; Mortierellomycetes; Mortierellales; Mortierellaceae
Product: kinase-like domain-containing protein
Exons: 6
Coding region: 1-969 (322 amino acids)
Biological process (GO): intracellular signal transduction; protein phosphorylation
Molecular function (GO): ATP binding; protein serine/threonine kinase activity
Source: RefSeq, a predicted model, not a curated record
AUGACGACAGAAGAUGAGGUCACGCCGGAGCAGAGGGAGGCCUACAGGAGGAGACUCCUCCAGAGGACGAACACGGACCAGUUGCCGGUGAAUGCUCAGGGGGGAUUGAUCUAUGCGAUCAAGAAGUUCAGACCGCCCAAGGCUACAGAGACACAUCGACAGUAUUUGAAGAAGGUCUGUGCGGAGUUCUGCAUCUCGACAUCGAUGGACCAUGAGAACAUCAUCCGGACGAUUGAUUUACAAUUGCGUCUGGAACAGUUCCCGGAAUACUGUAUGGUGAUGGAAUUUGCAGCGGGAGGAGAUUUGUUCCAGCUGUUGACAAGGUCCUCUCCGCCGAUCGGUCUACUGGAGAAGUAUUGCCUGUGGAGGCAACUUGUGAAUGGUGUGCAGCACAUGCACAGCAUGGGCGUUGCUCACCGCGAUCUGAAGCCCGAGAACCUUUUGAUCGAUGCGACGGGCAGGAUUCUGAAGAUAACGGACUUUGGGAUCGCGAAUGUGUUCAAGUCCGUGGGCGACCCCAGUCCGUUGCCCUGCAGGGGCAUCAUCGGCAGCGAACCGUAUAUUGCCCCGGAAGAGUUCUACCAGGACGAAUACGACCCCCGGGCUGUGGACGUAUGGGCCUGCGGGAUCAUCUUUUACGUGAUGUAUUACUCAGCCAUGCCCUGGGCACGCGCGGAUCGCAAGAGUGAUGCCCGGUUUGCGAAAUUCUUCUUCGGCCGUAGGAUCGCCAGGUUCUUACCCUUCUUCAUUGACCGGAUCGAGACGCCUGGGUGCAGGAGGGUGCUUUAUGCGAUUUUGGAGCCUGAUGCGAGGAAGAGGUUGACGAUCGAGCAGGUGGUGAGGGAUGAAUGGGUGAGGAGAAUUAGGUAUUGCACGGAUAGCCCAAUGAAGCAGGAGGAGCAGGCGUUGCUGUGUGGAAGUGCGGGAGCCAAUCAUUCGCAUGCCGUGCCCAAGAAAGUUCGUACUUGA